UCAACAAGCAUUUGAAAUGACAGUGACAGUUAAAAACAUAACCUAUGUUAUUCGUGCUCAUUUUUCCUUUUAAAUAAUUGUGAUUUUAUGUUUUAUUUAAGUAUUUUUAAUCAAUAGAGGGAUAGAAAAAAUCCAAGAACAAUGUCGUUGUUUAGAAAACCAAAAAAAUCUAUUCAACGACGAGUUUUCAGCGAGCGGGACGAUGAUGAUGAAUUAAUGGAUGUAGAGGAAAGUUUUUCCACCGAAAGAGAACACAAAAAGAAAGACAAAUCUAAACACGUACCAAAAAAACAGCCACUGUUAAGUUUUGAAACGGAAGAGGAAGGUGAAGUGUUUCAAGUAAAAAAGUCGUCGCACAGUAAGAGAGUUAUGAGACUGUUCGAGAAGGAGCGGCAAAAGAAGAAAGAGCCAAAACCGGAGAAGGAGGAAAUAAAAUCCGUAAAAGAGCCGGUCACUGAAAUUGUCACAGACGAUCUAGUAUUGAAAGUAAAUUCGAAUCACAAGCCGAAAACUCCCUCGCCACCUUUAAUACUUAGCGGCAGAGACGCUCUUUGUGCUGGAAAGGAUGAUCUCUCCUCCGACGAAGAAGACUCCGCAAGGCAUCGUUUUAGUAAACCCGAUAAAGUAAAGAUACUGCUGGAGUCCGGUGUUAUACCUGACGCAGCUAUGAUCCAUGCAGCUAGAAAACGGCGACAACGUGCUAGGGAAUUGGGUGGCGAAUUUGUUCCUCUAGAAGAAGAAGAGCCUGAAGGUUCAGGACGAAUGCAUCGCGAAGAUAAUCAAGACGAGGUGAGUGACGAGGAGCGCAUUGAUAUGGAUGCCAAUCCAGAGGUUCGCGAUCAGGAACGACGAAGGGAGCAAUUUCUGGCAGCGCAGGAAUCGGACCAAGAGGCGGAUCAAGAGUUAGACGAAUGGGAAAAUCAACAAAUUAGGAAAGGUGUGACGGGCGCAUCCGCAGCUAAUAUUCAACCAGAGUACUACAAUCAGUUCGAUCCUACUGUCGUUCAGGUUCAAACACCUGCUGUUGACCCGAGCACUCAACGUACACCCGAGGCAAUUAUUGAGAAGCUAAGGGAAAAAUUUGAAAGCGUCUGUGCAUCGCGUAACAGCCAUAUGCAACAGUUAAUUACUGUACAGGAUAAUUUGAUUGAAGUAAAUAACGAACUGGAAGUGUUAAAAAAACGAGCACCCGUAGCUGCAGAGCGCUUUAAAUUUUAUCAGGAGUUACGGGGCUACAUUACCGACUUGGUUGAGUGUCUAGAUGAAAAAGUUGGCAUUAUUUCUGAUUUAGAACAGCGCGCGUUAAAUUUAAUGGCCCAUAAAGCCGAGUGGCUGAUAGAACGAAGGCGACAAGAUGUGCGUGAUCAGGCAGAGGAGUUAACGAGUAUGGCGAAAGGAAUUGUUCGUAGGGCUAACGAGGACGAGGAGAAGGUUCGGCGAGCUGCAGAGCGAGAGGGGAGAAGAACACGACGGCGGCGUGCCAGGGAACAGCAAGGUCAGCCUCGUCAUGUCGAGGGGAUGUCGAGUGAUGAUGAGAUUACUCAGCAAGACACUCUAAAUUUUGACAAAGAGAGGGAACAGUUGGAUGGGGAGAUUCAAGAGGUAUUCGAGGAUGUUGUGGAUGAUUACACUUCGGUCGCAAAUAUAUUAAUUCGAUUUGAGCAGUGGCGCGAGACGGACAUGAACACGUACACAGAUGCCUACGCAACACUUUGCCUACCUCGCAUUGUCGGACCUCUAAUUAGGCUCAAUUUAAUAUUUUGGGAUCCCCUUUCCGAAUCAGUUGAGUUGGAGAAGUUGGAGUGGUAUCGUACUUUAGCCUUGUACGGUUUACACGAUGACGAAACAGAGGCAGCUUUAAGUAAAGAUCCCGAUAUUAAUUUACUACCCACAAUUAUCGAAAAAAUUAUAAUACCAAAAUUAGACAAAUUAGUAGAUAGAUGUUGGGACCCGUUAUCAAGUUCACAGACUCUCAAACUUGUAGGUAUUUUGAGCCGCUAUAUACGACGUUUCCCAUCACUCGGUCCCGCAAGUAAGCCUCUGCAAAAUCUAUUCAACGCAAUAUUACACAAAUUAAAGGGAGCUUUAGAGAAUGACGUUUUUAUACCGGUCACCUUUAAAUUGUCGGAGAGCAAAUCUUCAUUUUUUCAGCGUCAGUUUGCUAGCGGCCUCAAGCUCUUGCGUAACAUUACGUGCUGGCAAGGGAUCUUGAAUGAUAAUAUGUUGAAAGAAAUCGCCCUAAAUUCCUUACUCAAUCGUUAUUUGCUUAGUGCAGUUAAAGUGUGUCAAAUUACAGACGGAGUGGCAAAGGUCGGUUUAAUUAGUCACAUUUUACCUAGAAUUUGGCUGCAGGGCAACACACCGCAAUUACAAAUGUUUAGUGUGUGUGUCACAAACUUUGCUCAGCAGUUAGAUAAGGAUAAUCCCCUACAUUUUGAAUCAAUCGAGACAUUAUCAAAUGUAUUAAAGUCACUACGUAAUUAAUGAGCAUGUUGUAUGUUUUUGUACAUAGAAAUGUAUUUAAUUUAAUUUAUAAUAAACUACCCUUACAUAAAAUAAAUGUGCAUGUCUUUAUGGAAUUGCGUAAAACAGUGUCACCAGACUCAUCAUAAACUUUAAUACCCUGACAUGCGAUAUGUUAUCUGAAAUUUAGGUAGAAUAUGGUAAUUAGAAUUACUCAUUGCAUUGCCACAAUGAUCAACAGAUGAACACAUAUGUUUACUGCCUUACAAAAGUAUAGAGUCAUGUAAGUG
This is a messenger RNA of Photinus pyralis (common eastern firefly), 2753 nucleotides long. RefSeq names its product PAX3- and PAX7-binding protein 1. Gene Ontology annotation, cellular component: nucleus; U2-type post-mRNA release spliceosomal complex. The transcript has 2 exons. Gene Ontology annotation, molecular function: DNA binding. Lineage: Eukaryota; Metazoa; Arthropoda; Insecta; Coleoptera; Lampyridae. The coding region runs from base 142 to 2484 and encodes 780 amino acids. The record is from RefSeq and is a predicted model, not a curated record. Gene Ontology annotation, biological process: spliceosomal complex disassembly; mRNA splicing, via spliceosome.